Messenger RNA from Coturnix japonica (Japanese quail), 1663 nucleotides. It is a transcript of the gene SPRYD3, whose product is annotated as SPRY domain containing 3. The record is from RefSeq and is a predicted model, not a curated record. NCBI's taxonomy places the organism in Eukaryota, Metazoa, Chordata, Aves, Galliformes, Phasianidae. Gene Ontology annotation, molecular function: protein binding.
AAGAGGAGGGCUGAGGAUGCGGAAGCGGAGCGGAGUUCCGGGUGUGAGCGGGGCGGCGGGGCCGGGGGCGGCCGCGGCGGAGUCUAUGGUGGAGUCCAUGGCGGCGGAGGCGGUGCUCGCUCGCCAUGGAUGACCUGCGGCUCCAUUACCGCUUCCUGAGCUGGCGGCGGCGGAUCCGGGAGAUCCGGGAGGUUCGCGCCGUGCGGUACCAGGAGCGCGCCAAGCACGUGCUGGUGGACGGGGACACGCUCAGUUACCACGGGGACUCGGGGGAGGUCGGCUGCUACGUGGCACCGCGGCCACUGACACGGGACAACAACUACUUUGAGGUUUCCAUAGUGGACAGUGGGGUGCGCGGUGCCAUCGCGGUGGGGCUGGUGCCGCAGCACUACAGCCUGGAGCACCCCCCUGGCUGGCUGCCCGGCUCGGUGGCGUAUCACGCUGAUGACGGCAAGCUGUACAGUGGCCGCGCCAAGGGGCGGCAGUUCGGCACCAAGUGCAGCUCUGGUGAUCGCAUCGGCUGCGGCAUCGAGCGCGUCUCCUUCGAGGUGCAGACGGCUCAGGUCUUCUUCACCAAGAACGGGAAGAGGGUGGGCUGCUCGGCCAUGCCGCUGUCCCCCGAGGGGCUGUUCCCGGCCGUGGGGCUGCACUCGCUGGGGGAGGAGGUUCGGCUGCACCUCCGCGCUGCGCUGGAGGAUGACAGUGCCAUGAUGGUGGACAGCCACGAGGAGGAGUGGGGCCGCCUGCACGACGUGCGCGCCUGCGGCACGCUGCUGGAGUACGUAGGUAAGGGGAAGAGCAUCGUGGAUGUGGGGCUGGCGCAGGCGCGGCGCCCACUCAGCACCCGCAGCCAUUACUUCGAGGUGGAGAUCGUGGACCCGGGUGAGAAGUGCUACAUUGCGCUGGGGCUGGCGCGCAAGGAUUACCCCAAGAACCGCCAUCCUGGCUGGAGCAGGGGGUCGGUGGCAUACCAUGCGGAUGAUGGGAAGAUCUUCCAUGGCAGUGGGGUGGGGGACCCGUUCGGCCCUCGCUGCUACAAAGGGGACACGAUGGGCUGUGGCAUCAUGUUCCCCCGCGACUACAGCCUGGACAGUGAAGGGGACAGUGAUGAGCCGUGUGACACAGCACUGCCCGCCAGGCGUCUGCGCAACUUCACCUACGUGUCCCCUGAGGACGAGGAGGAGGAAGAGGAGGAGGAGGAGGAAGAAGAUGAGGGGGGGGGCACGGAGCAGGAGCGCAGCGGCACCAAAGUGGUGGUGUUCUUCACACGCAACGGGCAGAUCAUCGGCAAGAAGGAGGCGCGGGUGCCGCCGGGGGGGUACUUCCCCACCGUGGGGAUGCUGAGCAGUGGUGAGAAGGUGAAGGUGGACCUGCACCCCCUCAGUGGGUAAGGGGGGGUUAGGGGGGGUCCCCCCACCCCUCACGCACUUUAACAUCCCCCCUCCCCCCCCAGCAUGUUGGGAUGCCCCCCCCAUGUUGGCUGGGUUCCCUGUUCUGCCUCUCCCCCACCUGCCUGCUACCCCAGCCCCUUGGGGAGGGGGGCACGUUAUUCUGCCCUCAGCCCCCCCCACUGUUACUGUCCCUGUUCUGCUGAAUGUAAAACACCUGGAAGGUGGGAGGAGGGGGGGGUGUCUCCCCAUGGAGAUGGGAGACUGCCCCCCCC